AAAAAGUCUGUCGCUGCCUGAUUUACUAAGACCCCCGAUCCGGUUGCGCAUGCGCUAAAAGUCACCAACUUCCGUUUCCUAGUUUUUCCGAACUACAAAAACGUUUGAUUGGAUUUUUUAAAUCAACGACUACUGAUAACCUCAAACAUGUUUUGUAUAAUAUUCCAACUAUCUCUGCACACGCGUGUCGUGAACUUUGAAGAAGCGGGAAAGAUGACGUUUCCUGUGAGUUCAAAGUUCAAAGUACAGCCAUAACUGCAAGUGAAAGUGAAAGUAAAAUAAGGAAGAAGACGUCUGGCUGUGAGUGGCUCGAGUUCGACGUGAAAUGGAGGAAAUGGGCGCCGCGUGACGUGAUUGAAACUUGUAUUAGUAGAUUGCACAGUACGGUAUUGAUUGAUUGAUUGAUUGAUUGAUUGAAACUUGUAUUAGUAGAUUGCACAGUACGGUAUUGAUUGAUUGAUUGAUACUUUUAUUAGUAGAUUGCACAGUACAGUAUUGAUUGAUUGAUUGAUUGAUUGAUUGAGACUUGUAUUAGUAGAUUGCACAGUACAGUAUUGAUUGAUUGAUUGAUUGAUUGAUUGAGACUUGUAUUAGUAGAUUGCACAGUACAGUAUUGAUUGAUUGAUUGAUUGAGACUUGUAUUAGUAGAUUGCACAGUACAGUAUUGAUUGAUUGAUUGAUUGAUUGAUUGAGACUUGUAUUAGUAGAUUGCACAGUACAGUAUUGAUUGAUUGAUUGAUUGAUUGAGACUUGUAUUAGUAGAUUGCACAGUACAGUAUUGAUUGAUUGAUUGAUUGAUUGAGACUUGUAUUAGUAGAUUGCACAGUACAGUAUUGAUUGAUUGAUUGAUUGAUUGAGACUUGUAUGAGUAGGUUGCACAGUACAGUACAUAUUCCGUACAAUUGACCACUAAAUGGUAACACCCCAAUAAGUUUUUCAACUUGUUUAAGUCGGGUUCCACGUUCAUCACGUCAUGGUGACAUCAUCCACGAUGACAUCACUUUACGGCGUCCUGCUCCUGCUGCUGGACUCGCUGCUCACCGCCGCCUUCUGGACAGUCCUGCUUGUGCUGGGGGGGUCCGGCUGCGGCGCGGUGGAUCAGUGGAGCUUGGCAGGGCUGAAGUGUGUGACCUUGGUCUUGGUCGCCUGCGCACUGGCUGAUGGGAGACGGCGGGCGGUGCUCUGCCGGCUGGCGGCGCUCCUCUGCCUGCUGCCCCCCCUGCUGGACUUCCUGAGCCCUGACCUGACCCCUGACCCGGGCACCUGGCUGCUGGGGGCGGCGUGCUCGGCGUUCAGCUGCGUGGUUUGGGAGGCGGGGCUGAGUGGCGGGCAGAGCGGCCAGAAGAAGGAAGACCUGGAUGCUGGUCGCCUGCUGGCCAGGGUCUUGCAGCACGUCAGAGUGGACUUCCUCUUCCUGUCCUCAGCCUUCGUCUUCCUCAUCCUGGCUGUGGGCUGUGACACUGUCAUCCCCUUGUACCAGGGCAAGGUGAUGGACAUCCUGACAGGUCCACAGCUGGACUCGGACUUCUUGUCCACCGUGGCACUGCUGGUCUUCUUCUCUCUUGGAAGCUGUGUGCUGACGGGCCUGCGAGCGGGCGUGUUCAUGUGCUCGCACGCUCGCCUCAACAAGAGACUGAAGCUGCUGCUCUUCGGGACGCUGCUGAGGCAGGAAGUGCACUUCUUCCAGGACAACAAUGCAGGAGAUCUCUCCUCCCGCCUGCACUCGGACGUCAACAAGAUGGGCCUGACGGUGGCGCUCAACGCCAACGCCGUGCUGCGCAGCACGGUGAAGACGGCGCUGAUGUUGGCGCUCAUGUGGCGUCUGUCCUGGCGGCUCACGGCGCUGGCGUGCAUCGAGAUCCCCCUGAUGGCGGCGCUGCAGAAGCGCCACAUCGCCUGCACCAAGGAGCUGACGGAGCGGAAGCAGGACUGCCUGGCCGCGGUGGAGGCGCUGGCCGGUCAGUCGCUGGGCGGGAUUCGAACAGUGCGCAGCUUCAACGGCGAGCGUGACGAAACGAGGCGGCACCGGGAGGCGCUGCACGAGCUGCGUGGCGUCCGGAGACAGGCUGCGGUCUACAACGCCGUCUUCGUCCUCGUAAGGCGGCUGGGGAGUCUGGCCAUCAAGACGGCGAUGCUUCUGCACGCUCGCACGCUGAUCGCCGGCGGCCACCUGAGCAUCGGGAGUCUGCUCUCCUUCCUCCUCUUCCGGAAACCCAUGUCCCACAACCUCAAGGAGAUCUUGUUCUGCUGCGGGGACACGCUGUCCACGGUGGGUGUCAUCUCCAAAGUCUUCAGUUACCUGGACAGGACCCCGCCAGGCCGGGAGGAGGGCCCCCUGGCCCCCCAACGUCUGCGGGGGAGCCUGGUCUUCCAGGACGUCACCUUCAGGUACCCGUCCAGGGCUCAGGACCAACCGGCGCUGAAGGCGCUGUCCAUGGAGCUGCAGGCGGGGAAGGUGACGGCGCUCGUGGGUCCGUCCGGCAGCGGCAAGACCACCUGCCUCAGCCUCUUGAAGAGGUUCUACGAGCCCGAGUGCGGUCGCAUCCUGCUAGACGGCGAGCCGCUGCAGCACUACCGGCGGCGCUACCUCCAUGAAAAGGUGGUUCUGGUGGAGCAGAGUCCAGUUCUGCUGUGCGGCUCGGUCAGGUCCAACGUGGAGUACGGCAUGACCUGCGACCCCCGGCAGGUGCGAGAGGUGGCCAUCAAGGUGGGAGCGUGUGACCUCCUGGACAGCGACGCAGAUGUGGGCGAAGGAGGCCGGCGUCUGUCCGAGGGCGAGAAGCAGCGCGUGGCCGUGGUGCGGGCGCUGGUCCGAGACCCGCCGGUCAUCCUCCUGGACGAGGCCACCAGCCAGCUGGACGGCCAGGCGCAGGAGGCGGUCUUGCGGGAGGUUCUGCGCGGCGGACGCACGGUCCUGAUGGUGGCGCACCGGCUGAGCAGCGCCGAGAGGGCGGACCGCAUCGUCUUCAUGGAGGACGGCGCCGUGGUGGAGGAGGGCACGCACCUGCAGCUCAUGGCCAGGAGGGGGCGCUACCAUCGCCUGAGGGAGGAGCUCUUCUCUGACCUACUUCCUGUCCAGGACUCCUGACCACUUGGACUUCCUGUCUGCCAAUAAAUCUCCA
Molecule: messenger RNA, 3122 nt
Organism: Entelurus aequoreus (snake pipefish)
Lineage: Eukaryota; Metazoa; Chordata; Actinopteri; Syngnathiformes; Syngnathidae
Product: antigen peptide transporter 2-like
Exons: 11
Coding region: 974-3088 (704 amino acids)
Biological process (GO): transmembrane transport
Cellular component (GO): membrane
Molecular function (GO): ABC-type oligopeptide transporter activity; ATP hydrolysis activity; ATP binding
Source: RefSeq, a predicted model, not a curated record